AUGCCACGGCCAUUGUCACACCGCGCCAACGCCGUGACAUUUGCCACGGCCAUGCCACACCUGCCCCUGGAUCCGGUGCCAGGUGACGCCGAGGCUCGGCUGGCCCAGCUGGAGCAAGCGUCACAGGCGCUGCUGGCCGAGCUGGCGGCGCUGGACACGGAGGUGGAGCUGGAGCAGCGGUGCCAGCAGCGAGCCCAGGCCUUCCCUGCCCAGGGGGGCACAGGGACGGGUCCCCAAAAUUGUCCCUUCGUGGGGACAAAGGUGAAGCAGGAGCACGUGCAGCUGGAGAGGCUGAGCCUGGCCAGGACCCCUGAGGUGACCCCAGAGCCAGUGGCACCCACGGAGCUGCCCCCAGAGGAGCACCCAACACCCACCCCUGCCCCAGCCCCCCAGGAUCUCUCCCAGCUCCUGGAUCAGCACCGGGAUCUCCAGGAGCAGCUGCAGCACCUGCACACCCAGCUGGAGCUGGAGCGGGAGGAGCAGCAGCGCCUGCGGGCGGCCCUGGGCGCCAGCCAGAGAGCGCUGAGGUCCUUCAAGAGAGUGUCCCAGAUUGUCACCCAGGAUUACUGCCAGGCCCUGGAGCAGCUGGAGCUGGAGCAGGACCUGCGCUGCCACGCCGAGGCCUUCGCCCACCAGAUGCUGGUGCAGCAGAAGGAGGCGAAGCGCCAGAGCUCCAUCCUGCUCAGGAGCGCCGGGCCCGAUUCCCAAAUCCUGGAAGCGCUCCAGGAACUGGGAAAACUCAGCCGGGAGCUGGAGGAGACGCGGCGGGAGCGGCGGCAGCGGGAGAAGGAGCUGGAGGAGCAGCUGGAGGAGCAGCGGGAGCAGCUGGAUCGAGCCCGGGCGGAGCUGGAGGAGGAGCGGGAGGAGAAGCGGGAGCUGAGGGAGAGGCUGGAAGGGCUGGAAAAGGAAGUGGGAUCCCUCCGGGAGCAGCUGACGUCACCUCAGAGCCACCCCGAGGUGCCACCGCCGCCACCGCUGCCACCGCCCGCUGCCACCGCUGUCCCCGCCGACCCCCUGGCCACCCUCAGGAAGAGGAAGGCGCCGAAAAACCGGGAGAGAAGUGACCCCGGCACCGAGGACAUCCGAGCCAGGGCCGUGCAGGAGAUGCUGGAGCGGAUCCGCACCGGGAUCGUCCUGAGGCCGGCGCGGGAGCGGCCACACCUGCGCCAGGAUUCCGUGGCCAGCAAGAGGCGGAGCGCGGCGCUGGAGCUGCAGGGGAUCCUGGGCGCCCCGCGCAGGCCGAGCCGCCGGCGCAGCGGGAGGAGCCGGGACCCGCAGCGGGCAGAGCUGGGAGCGAUCCUGGAGCGGCGGCGGCGGGCGCUGGACGCUUCCCUGGGAGAGAAUUCCACGGGGAACAAUUCCACGGGGAACAAUUCCAUCGGGAAUUCCACCGACGGAGCUGGGAAGAGGCUGGACACGGGAAACCGGGACACGGACACGGACACGGACAGGGACAAGGACACGGACAGGGACACGGACAGGGACAAGGACAGUGUCCCCUUCCGGCCCCGGGGCCUUGGUGGCCUCCCCAGGACGCGUCCCCUCCCCCGCCGGGACAGGGACAGCGCCUAGGAGCCACUUCUGGGGU
Molecule: messenger RNA, 1588 nt
Organism: Oenanthe melanoleuca
Lineage: Eukaryota; Metazoa; Chordata; Aves; Passeriformes; Muscicapidae
Product: shootin-1-like
Exons: 15
Coding region: 1-1572 (523 amino acids)
Source: RefSeq, a predicted model, not a curated record